CCCAUGUGACACACACCCCGACCAACUCUCAGGCAUAUAACCCCACCACAGGCAUACACAGAUUUCCUUCUUGAGGCUGGCAUGUAACCUCACCCACACACAAGUCCCUUUCCCCACUUAAAGCCUGUAGUCCUUGCCCCAUGUUGCCCUCCUCCGGAGUUCAGCAGGAGUGUUUUGCUUUCUGGCAUUUUGCUUGAUAUCCAUUUCCUGGGUGAGCUUUCACCUCACGGAUGAGCAGCUGAAGAGACUUUUAUAUUUAGUUCUUGCCCCCUCCCAACCCCAGACCCUUAUCUGUAUUGAUGCAGCUCCAGUUACAGCAAUGCAAGCUGCCCUGGCGCCACCAUUCAUCUAGUUCUUUGGGCUCAAAGCAAAGCUAACUCAGUGUUUGCUCUGAACUUCACACUUUCCAUGCUCAGGUUGAUGGUUUUGUCCUGAAUGACGAGUUCCCUAAGUUAAUCAUUCUCCAGAAAGCAGCUGUAAACAAAACGGAGAAGAAAAGAGAACAUCAACAAAGCUGUAGCUCUGCAAAAUACCCCAGGAUGUGAAUUCUGAUGAGAGUCCAGCCUCCUGUUCAGACACCCUGAUAGCUGCUGUUUUACUUUUCCUUGUUCAAAACUGCUCUUUUGUUCCAACUUUUAUUUACAAGCAGUUGCUAUUUUUUUAAAUCUUUUAUUACAACUAUUCACUACAGCUGUGAGCUGAAUUUUAAAAAAGCAGGACAACUCCUCCUAUCAACAGGAUUUUUCUUUUUUUCUUGGAGAUAUUACUCUGAAUUUACCAUGGUGGAUAAGGGUUACAGUUACUACCGAACAGUGAUAUUUACUGCCAUGUUUGUUGGCUACACACUGUACUAUUUCAAUAGAAAAACGUUUUCAUUUGUAAUGCCCUCAAUCAUGGAGGAAAUAGAAUUGGACAAAGAUGACUUGGGUCUCAUCACUAGCAGCCAGUCUGCAGCCUAUGCCAUCAGUAAAUUUAUCAGUGGAGUCCUCUCUGAUCAAAUGAGUGCCCGCUGGCUCUUCUCAUCUGGCCUUCUACUGGUGGGCGUAGUCAAUGUUGUCUUUUCUUGGAGCUCUACUGUUACAGUCUUUUCAGGGCUGUGGUUCCUGAAUGGGCUGGCACAAGGACUGGGGUGGCCACCAUGUGGGAAGGUACUGCGCAAAUGGUUUGAGCCUUCCCAGUUUGGGACGUGGUGGGCAAUUCUCUCCACCAGCAUGAAUCUGGCUGGUGGCUUGGGCCCCAUUGUUGCUGCUCUGAUGGCUCUGCGCUACGACUGGCGCACAACUCUGUCCGUCUCUGGCUUCAUCUGCGUGGGUGCCUCCUUUGUUUGUCUUGUCCUGAUUAAAAAUGAGCCCUCAGAUGUUGGGCUACCGAACAUUGAACCAGGAACCAUGAAAGGGAAAAAAGGCUCAUCCAGAGAUGACAGCACCCUGGCAGAGCUGCUACUCUCGCCAUAUCUGUGGGUACUCUCAACUGGCUAUCUGGUUGUCUUUGGAGUGAAGACAUGCUGUACGGAUUGGGGUCAGCUCUUCCUGAUUCAGGAAAGAGGACAGUCUGCUCUUGUGGGCAGUUCUUACAUGAGUGCCUUGGAGAUUGGGGGCCUGGUAGGAAGCAUCGCUGCUGGGUACCUUUCUGACAGAGCAGUAGCACGGGUGGGUCUGUCAAGUUAUGGGAAUCCUCGGCAUGUGCUCCUGCUUUCCAUGAUGGCGGGAAUGUCUGCUUCAAUGUACCUUUUCCGGGUCACAAUCACAAGUGACUCUCCUAAGCUGUGGAUACUGAUUCUAGGAGCCAUCUUUGGGUUUUCUUCUUAUGGACCAAUUGCAUUGUUUGGAGUGAUAGCAAAUGAGAGCGCACCUUCCAACCUGUGUGGCACCUCGCAUGCUAUUGUUGCACUACUGGCCAAUGUUGGUGGUUUCCUAGCUGGAUUGCCUUUCAGUACUAUAGCCAAGCACUACAGUUGGGCCACAGCCUUCUGGGUAGCUGAAAUAACGUGUGUCAUCAGCACCAUAGCCUUUUUCUUGUUACGGAACAUCCGCACCAAGAUGGGUCGGGUACCCAAGAAGAUUGACUGACUAAAGAUGAGCUGAAAAGGUACUAAGGAUGCUCCAGAUGCCAUCUAGGGAUGGCAAAUGACUACUCACUGGCCUGGUACUGAGUUUCCUAACAAUGCAGCCUAGAGCAGAAUAUUUAUCAAAAUAUCAUUUAAUUUUAGUCAUUUUCCUGUUUAGAAAGGCACAAGAUCUUCAUUGGCUUAUGUUUUAAUGCCUACACAAUUUGUGGUUGUUCAGUUAUAGUUUACAUCUCAUGACCUCACUUUACCUCUUACUUAAAGUACUGGUAGUCUUGAUUGCUAAGCUAGAAGUACUGCAGAAAACUGGUAUCUGGUACCUGCCUAACCUUCUUGCUGCUGGCCUCAGAUGUAGUGUUACACUCAAUUCACCCUCAUUGCUUACAGAAAUAUUAGCGUUAGCCACCACUGAACCUAUUUUCAUUUACUUCCACUUGCUGCUGUAGGUGCAGCUGUGACCCAGCUUACUCUGCCAUGAGCUACCUGCUGUGUCUCCCUCCCCAGAAGCAGAGACUGCUAGCCUAUUACUAAAGCAAAACACUGCUUCCCCAGCUAUUGUCAGAGACUGAACAGUUACUGGUCCACCUAGUUCUGCAGAUCCCUGCCAUUGCAGCAAAAUGGCUCCCUUUUCAGUAAUGGCAAAUGAGUAAAGUCCUUCGAACUCCAUUCAAGAGAUGGAAGUACUGUACAACAGUUACUUUUUCUUGUUAAAUUAGUCACUGUGGCUAACCUCGGAGUAUUAGUGAACUGCAAAACAGAUGGUUACCACCAAACAGAAUAGUACUUCCUGGGGUACCAAGGAAAUUGGUUCAAGCGUGUAUGCAGUAACAGCAUUAGACACAUACACACUUUGUACAGCUCCUCUCUUUCUGCAUUAUCUAGAAAAGUCUUUAAAAGAGAUUUUUAUCAUUAGUUUGUAGAUUUGUAUAAAUAACAAUCCAGGAUAUUGUCAGGUGAAAGUUUAAAUUUCUAAUGGCUCCAGUUCGCUGAACCAGGUACAGCAUUUUUAGGUUAAACUACAACAUAGGGGCUGCUUACUAUUAUGAAUGCUUGUUAGCAGGACCAUUGCUCCUUGGUAGUAAAUAUGUCAUGUUACCAGACUUUUCUUAUCAGGAUUUUUGUGUGUGUUCUCUGCAGGCUUUUAGUUAUUUAGAAUGCCUGUAGAUAAGCAAGAACCGCAGCAGCCACCACUGUAAAGCUACCUUGACAUAAGAUUGGUUCUGUCAAUCCUAAAAUGGCUAAAUAUUGUACAAAAGUAAACUACAUUUGAUACUUAAGCAUGAGUAUUAAGAAAUACUGUUUACCAACGGGGAAAUAAAAAUUGGAGCUCUGCA
Molecule: messenger RNA, 3399 nt
Organism: Mauremys mutica (yellowpond turtle)
Lineage: Eukaryota; Metazoa; Chordata; Testudines; Geoemydidae
Gene: SLC37A4
Product: solute carrier family 37 member 4
Exons: 9
Coding region: 780-2069 (429 amino acids)
Biological process (GO): phosphate ion transmembrane transport; glucose-6-phosphate transport
Cellular component (GO): endoplasmic reticulum membrane
Molecular function (GO): glucose 6-phosphate:phosphate antiporter activity
Source: RefSeq, a predicted model, not a curated record